AUGGAGUUUGUGAGCACAAUUGAAGAGGAAGCAAUGAUAAUGUCCAAGAGUACUAAGAGGGAUGAAGAGGGCAUAUUCUUGACAUGGGAGGAUUUGCAAGUAAAUGUUCCAAAUGGAAGAAAGGGUAGGAAACCAAUUCUUGAGGGUGUGACAGUCAUCUUUGCUGCAAGAUCAGAUGGGCUUAGACAACAAUCACAAGACUGGUUAAACCAUGGUGGAGAUUUGUUGAACAGAAGAUGCGCUUACAAAGAGAAUAAGAUCAGCACUACAACAGCACCGAACCUACGUUUGAAAUGGAAAUUCUAUGCAGGAAAAGACAUAACUGCAACACCAACCAUAUUUGAUGGAGUCCUUUAUUUUCCAAGUUGGAAUGGUGACAUCUAUGCAGUUAAAGAAGCUGAUGGAUCCCUUGUUUGGAAGCAGAACUUGCACAAACUAACAGGUCUAAAUGCAACUGGCCUUGUUUCCAAUGUGAAUUGGACAGUGUCAAGAUCAACACCCACUGUGGCUGAGGAUUUGCUGAUUACUGGAAUCUAUGGUCCUGCUAUGGUUAUUGCUCUCAAAAGAUCAACUGGUGAACUUGUGUGGAACACCACUUUGGAUAACCAUUCUUUUGCCGUCAUCACCAUGUCUGGAACAUACCACAAUGGGUCAGUACAAUACAACUGCACCUCUCUUGGCUUUUUUUAUAACAAGCCUUUAAUUUUGUCCAUUCAAAUUCUCACUCUCUAA
Molecule: messenger RNA, 732 nt
Organism: Abrus precatorius (Indian licorice)
Lineage: Eukaryota; Viridiplantae; Streptophyta; Magnoliopsida; Fabales; Fabaceae
Product: polyvinylalcohol dehydrogenase-like
Exons: 3
Coding region: 1-732 (243 amino acids)
Source: RefSeq, a predicted model, not a curated record